AUGGAAGAUUUGGUUCUUGUUGCACACUCUGAUAUCGCUGCAUCAAGAUCAGUAAAGUUUGAAGAAAAAUUUAAAAGUUCUUAUUAUAUACAUCAGAGACUAGGAAACGGUGCUUAUAAACUACAAACUAAAGAAU
This is a messenger RNA of Racocetra persica, 136 nucleotides long. The record is from the annotation of a GenBank genome assembly. NCBI's taxonomy places the organism in Eukaryota, Fungi, Glomeromycota, Glomeromycetes, Diversisporales, Gigasporaceae.